Messenger RNA from Alligator mississippiensis (American alligator), 1846 nucleotides. RefSeq names its product keratin, type I cytoskeletal 15. Gene Ontology annotation, molecular function: structural molecule activity. NCBI's taxonomy places the organism in Eukaryota, Metazoa, Chordata, Crocodylia, Alligatoridae. The record is from RefSeq and is a predicted model, not a curated record. The coding region runs from base 61 to 1503 and encodes 480 amino acids. The transcript has 8 exons.
UUACUUUCUGAUUCUGCAUCUAGAUAAGUACCUGUCACCAGAUCCUUGAGUGCUGUUACAAUGGCAACUACCUUUAUGCGGAGCUCCUCUUCUAGCUAUGGUGGUGGUGGUCUGGGGUGUGGGGUUGGUGGCAGUGGCUCCUCUCGUGUUUCCUCUGUUCGAAUGGGAGGAUCAUACAGAGCUCCAACUAUUCAUGGGGGAUCUGGUGGCAGGAACAUUGCUGUCUCUUCUGCUAGGUAUGCCUCCUCCGUAGCUGGUGGAUAUGGUGGAGGCUUGGGUGGCGGCCUUGGUGGUGGAUAUAGUUCUGGUUUUGGUGGGGACUAUGGAGGAAGUGCUUUUUACGGUGGCAUUGGAGGAGGUGCUGGGGGUGGCUAUGGAGGAGGUUUUGGUGGCUUUGACUUUGGUGGUGGCUUUGGUGGUGGUGAUGGAGGCGUUCUCUCUGGAAAUGAAAAGAUAACGAUGCAAAAUCUGAAUGAUCGUCUGGCCUCCUACUUGGACAAGGUACGAGCUCUGGAAGAGGCCAAUGCUGACUUGGAGGUUAAAAUCCGAGACUGGUAUCAGAAGCAAGGUCCCACUAGCCCAGCCCGGGACUACAGUCCUUAUUACAAGACAAUUGAGGACCUCCGAGACAAGAUCCUUGCAGCUACCAUCGACAAUUCCAGAAUCAUUUUGGAGAUUGACAAUGCUCGGCUGGCUGCAGAUGACUUCAGAAUGAAAUAUGAGAAUGAAUUGUACCUUCGCCAGAGUGUUGAGGCUGACAUCAAUGGCCUGCGUAGGGUCCUGGACGAGCUGACCCUGGCCAGAGCUGAUUUGGAGAUGCAGAUUGAGAACCUGAAGGAAGAACUGGCUUACCUCAAGAAGAACCAUGAGGAGGAAAUGAGAGAAUAUAGCAACCAGAUGACUGGAAAGGUCAGCGUAGAGAUGGAUGCUGCUCCUGGUGUUGACCUCACCAAGGUUUUGGCUGAGAUGAGAGAGCAAUAUGAAGCACUGGCUGACAAAAAUCGUAGAGAAGCUGAGGCCUGGUUCUUUACUAAGACUGAGGAGCUGAACCGUGAAGUAGCCACCAGCACCGAACAGAUACAGACCAGCAAGAGUGAGAUGACGGAAUUGAGACGCACACUCCAGGGCCUGGAGAUCGAGCUCCAGUCCCAGCUCAGUAUGAAAGCUGGGUUGGAAGCCAACUUGGCAGAUACAGAAUCCCGAUACUGUGCCCAGCUGGCACAGCUCCAAGCCAUGAUCACCAGCAUAGAGGAACAGCUGGCUGAACUCCGAUGCGACAUGGAACGGCAGAAUCAAGAAUAUAAGAUGCUUCUGGACAUCAAGACCCGUCUGGAGCAGGAGAUUGCCACAUAUCGUCGGCUGUUGGACGGACAGGACUCCCAGCUAUCAGGAUCAGGAUGGGCUCCUAAGGAGGCAGGAUUUAGUAGCAGCAGCAGCAGCAUCAAAGUUCGCGUAGAAGAUUCAGUAGAUGGAAAAGUAGUUUCCCAUGACAGGAAAUACUGAAUCCAUUCACCCACAGAUGACCACCUGUCCAACACCAGUUUUAAACACAGCAGUCAUCUGAGAGGGCUGCAAGAAAUACUUCCUGACACAAUCAAAAGGAACCUGUUUGGCAUGCACAGUAGAAAACACUAAAAAGAAAUGUUAAUUCCUGUUUCUAGCAGUCGCAAUAGUCAAACUGAAAAAUAUGCAACAGCUUGGUGUCUUUCCUUAACAUUUAUUUUCUUUUUGCAUCAUUAUUAUCUGUGCUUACAGCCCAGGGAUAAAGGGCUUAUUUUACUACCAGCAGCUUUAUUGUACCACAUCAAUGAAACUAAUAAAGUUUCUUUCCUGGCUUAUGCAAAAA